AGAGAGAAUCCCUCAGUUCGCUUCUUUGCCAAGCAACCCACCAAAGCCUCUCAGCUUCAUUCUUCUUCCUUCUCCUCAAGCAAACUCAUAUUAAUUCACCAAAAUGUCAGAUUCGACUCACCGGAGGAGAGUUCCGGUCCCUGUCGGAAACGGAGGUCAUAGCCUCAGGACGAAAGGCAUGGCGUCCCGAUACGUUUUUGAUAAGCAUCGCUCGAAAUAUACUAGUCAGGUUUUCGAGCGAAGCCUUUCAGAUUCCAAUCUCAAUCGUCGCCGUGACGGAGACGGUAGCUGCAUGCGGCGACCAUCCUUGGCGAUGAGCUGUUUACCGACGGAAGAAUCAGACCCGAUCGCCUACUUGCCAAGGAUUCGCUCUGAGGUUUUCGCUUCUUCUGCGUCGUUGUUAGGCUUGUCUUCGCCGUCGUCUCCAUUUCCGACCAAUCAAGAGGGUAAUAAAGGAGAAGCAAGAAAAGUAGUAAUCAACGUAGCAGUUGAAGGAAGUCCUGGACCUGUACGAACAAUGGUUAAAUUGAGUUGCAGCGUCGAAGAAACUAUUAAACUCGUCCUGGACAAGUAUUGCAAAGAAGGACGAACACCAAAACUCGAUCAAGGCGCUGCUUUUGAAUUGCAUCAUUCUCAUUUCAGCAUCCAGUGUUUGGAUAAAAGAGAAAUAAUCGGAGAAAUAGGAAGUAGAAGCUUCUACCUUAGAAAGAGAGCUCAUGAAACCGGAGUUUGUUUCGCCGGGAUCUCACCGGUGAGAACGAGUCUUAUUCCGUCGUCUAACUUGAUUGAAUCGUGUAUAGCUCAGUUUAUUGGGAAAAUCUUGAGGCGAACGAGAAAGUUAUGGAACAUAUUGGUAUGUACGCAAUGAGCUUCUCCGAUGAUGGAUUCUAGGCUGAGAUUCCUCCUUCACAAAAGCUUAGCACUUGAACAGACCAAGCAAGUCCAUGCUCAGCUACUCUUGAACCGCCGCAACCAUCUCGAGCCCAUCUUAAUCCACCAAACGCUCCACUUCACAAAACACUUCUCUCGAGACGCCGUGAGCUACCUCAAACGAAUCCUCCUCAAGGGGAUUCAGAGCUCAAAGGUCUCCACUUUCUCGUGGGGAUGUCUCGUCAGGUUCUUGAGCCAGCAUAGGAAGUUCAAAGAAGCUGUUAACUCGUACAUCGAGAUGAACAACUCCGGUGUUCCUCCGAGCUCACACGCCGUGACUUCAGCGCUGAGAGCUUGUGGUAAGAUAGAGAGGAUGAUUGAUGGUAACUCUGUUCAUGCUCAGGCUAUUAAGACCGGGCUUUGCGGAUGCCUGUAUGUUCAGACAGGUCUUGUCGGUUUGUACUCGAGGCUCGGGUUCGUCGACAUGGCGAAGAAGGCUUUCGAUGAGAUCGGUAACAAGAAGAAGAACACGGUUUCUUGGAACUCGCUUUUGCAGGGGUAUCUAGAGAGCGGGGAACUAGAGGAAGCUCGCAAGGUGUUCGACGAUAUUCCUGAGAAGGACGCGGUCUCGUGGAAUCUAAUCAUCUCCCUCUAUGCUAAAAGAGGAGACAUGUGCAGCGCACGUGCUUUGUUUCUCGCCAUGCCUUCGAAAAGCUCUGCUUCUUGGAACGUUUUGAUCGGUGGGUAUAUGAGCUGCGGCGAAACGGAGCUAGCGAGGACCUACUUCGACGCGAUGCCGCAGAAGAGCAGCGUCUCUUGGAUCACAAUGAUCUCAGGGUACGCGAAGUCCGGAGAUGUCGAGUCUGCUGAGGAGGUUUUCGGACAGAUGUCCAAGAAGGAGAAGCUCGUUUACGACGCGAUGAUAGCUUGUUAUGCUCAGAACGGGAAGGCGGAGGAGGCUCUGAAGCUGUUCUCUCGGAUGCUUGAGAGUAACUCAGGUGUUCAGCCUGAUGAGAUCACGCUCUCGAGCGUUGUCUCGGCUAGUUCUCAGUUGGGUGAUACGAGUUUUGGUACGUGGGUUGAGACGUACGUAACGGAACAUGGGAUCGAAACGGAUGAUCUUUUGAGUACUUCUCUGAUCGAUCUUUACAUGAAAGGUGGAGAGUUUGACAAGGCGUUUAAACUGUUCAACGGUCUAAACAAGAAGGAUACAGUUUCUUACUCGGCUAUGAUCACGGGGUGCGGGAUAAACGGUUUAGCCGCAGAAGCAAACCGUUUGUUUCGAGAGAUGGUCGACAAGAAGAUCACUCCGAAUCAAGUAACGUUCACGGGACUGUUAUCAGCGUGUAGCCAUUCAGGCCGUGUUCAAGACGGCUACAAAUGCUUCGACUCGAUGAAAGAACACAACGUGGAGCCUUCGGGUGAUCAUUACGGGGUGAUGGUGGAUAUGUUGGGACGAGCAGGGAGGCUAGAGGAAGCGUAUGAGGUGAUAAAGAGUAUGCCGAUGCAGCCGAACGCUGGAGUUUGGGGAGCCUUGCUUUUAGCUAGUGGGUUACAUAACAGCGUUGAGUUUGGGGAGAUAGCGUGUAGACACUGCGUUGAGCUGGAGAGUGAUCCUUCUGGUUAUCUUUCUCAUCUUGCUAAUAUAUAUACGUCUGUUGGUAGAUGGGACGAUGCGAGAAGUGUGAGAGCGAUGAUGGAAGAGAAGAAACUGCGUAAGACGCUUGGGUGUAGUUGGGUUGAUGGUUCAAAUCAAUUGAUCUCGGUUUAGUAUAACAACUUCAACUAACUAGUACAUCCAAGAAAGUUGUGAAAUCAAGUUAUAGAGUGAUGUUAAAGUCAUGCUCCUUGUGUUGUUGUGGUGUCCAUGUACCCAUCUGUAGAGGAGGAGGCAUUGGAGACGACGGGAAGUUGUGGUUGUGCUGCUUCCUCGGAUUCUGUUCUUGGUGAUUUGUUCCAGCUAUGAAGCUUCCUAGGACCACCUGGAUAGGAGUGGCUGCAACCAGCAAGCCAGCGACCCCACCUCCCACUACACGUCCAUCAGGACUAGCUAACGACACUGUCAUUCCACCUGUUCUGCUUCGUGUCCCGUCCGAGUCAGCUGGCAUGAAUGAUCCCGACAGUGAUAGUAUCUCAAACCGACCCUUGAAUUAAAUGAAAAAAACAGAGAAGCAACCGUCAAGAUCAAGUAACGUGACAUGAAAAAAAAGAGAAUUAUAGAUAUAUAAUCUAAUUAAGUCUAGACCGUUUUUGGUUUUUGUUCGGUUUUCGAUUUCACGUUUGUUGUCUUAAUAUGACAAAACCGAGUCGGUUUAUUACAUAAGUUUGUGUUCGUUGCCUCUCA
This is a messenger RNA of Raphanus sativus (radish), 3214 nucleotides long. RefSeq names its product pentatricopeptide repeat-containing protein At4g22760. The transcript has 4 exons. The record is from RefSeq and is a predicted model, not a curated record. Gene Ontology annotation, biological process: RNA modification. Gene Ontology annotation, molecular function: protein binding; RNA binding. Lineage: Eukaryota; Viridiplantae; Streptophyta; Magnoliopsida; Brassicales; Brassicaceae.